AUAAUCGAUUGUUUAUUUAUACCAUUACCAAUUUAUCGAAAAACUCACAUACAUAUCUGUCAAAAUAAUCAAAAUUCAACAUCUUGGAAUCGAUUGCUAAUUUUGCGUUUUAUGACCUUCGUGGAUAUUCAAAAUUUGGACCCUUUGUGUGGGAGGUGCCCGAAGGAGUGGUCCGAUAUACCUCAUUUUCACAAGACAGUCCUUGGAAAAGAGAAGACCAAUCAAGGUUAAAAACCCCCGCAGACACACAACAAUUGAUUUUCCCUGUUUGCAGAGCAUCGAACAAGAGCAUCAAAAUGGAGAGAGCGAUGAACUAUCAUGAACAAUUUAUUGAUAUAUAUAUUGACAAUCUUCGGGAUACUUUGCCCGACAGGGUGCUGCAGAAACUAAAACGGGCCUAUCUCACAAAUAUCAGAGCCAAGAUCGAACAAUUGGAAUCUAAGGAACCGUCAAUAGCCGAUGAGGUUCAGGAUGAGAAAGUCAAACCCAGAGUUUAUCCUCCAAAUUGGACAGCUGAAGAAAUUGCCGUUUACGAAGCCGCAAAAAAGGAAUUUCGUUUGAAAUGGCAAAAGGCAGAUGAAGAAUUGGCAAAGCUAAGGGGGCCAAAGGCAUUACAAUUGGAAUAUAUAGUAGAAGAGCACCGGCGGCGAAAGACUCAAGCGGAUAAACCGGAUGGCGACAAUGAACCAGCUCCAAGCUCCGCUUCCUCCUCAAAUGCUGUUCAAUCGGUAGAAUCGAUAGACUUCUCUCCCUCAACUUCUAAAGUGGUAGGAUCGAAAGACGUCUCUCCCUCAACUUCUAAGGCGGCAGGAUCGAUAGACUUCUCUCCCUCAACUUCUAAAGCGGCAGAAGCUGGGCAGAAAUUAGAUGCAGCUGGUGGUGGUGGCGAAGAAAGUGAUUACGCGAGCGAUAGUGAAAACGAAUCCCAUUUGGAGCCCGAUGAUAUGGACUUGAUAAUAAUUCGAGAAGGAAAGAUUGAACGUUGCGGUGCCACAUAUAAAUUUACAGAUCUAAGUGGAGAAAUGACGAUAAAAGGGGAAACGUCCACUUUUACAAAUUCAUCUGGUACUCUCCAAUGGUAAUCCUCCAGUACGCUGGGAUCAGGCCAACCAUAACAACAAUUUACUUAUCAAAGGCGGACCUUCUCCCACACUAAAAUUGUGUGUAAACUAAUUGAGAAUUUGUAUUACAUUAUAUUUUUGAAAUUUGCGGAGCUGCAAAAAUGUUAAAGCUCUAAUUUUUAGAGGUUCUGGAACAAAGCCAAAAAAAUAGCAUACUUUAAAAUGGUCAUAA
Molecule: messenger RNA, 1293 nt
Organism: Musca domestica (house fly)
Lineage: Eukaryota; Metazoa; Arthropoda; Insecta; Diptera; Muscidae
Exons: 5
Coding region: 297-1082 (261 amino acids)
Source: RefSeq, a predicted model, not a curated record